Messenger RNA from Nerophis lumbriciformis (worm pipefish), 1330 nucleotides. It is a transcript of the gene hlfa, whose product is annotated as HLF transcription factor, PAR bZIP family member a. Gene Ontology annotation, molecular function: DNA-binding transcription factor activity, RNA polymerase II-specific; RNA polymerase II cis-regulatory region sequence-specific DNA binding. Gene Ontology annotation, cellular component: nucleus. The record is from RefSeq and is a predicted model, not a curated record. NCBI's taxonomy places the organism in Eukaryota, Metazoa, Chordata, Actinopteri, Syngnathiformes, Syngnathidae. Gene Ontology annotation, biological process: regulation of transcription by RNA polymerase II.
AGCCGCGCUGCCUCCGCCCUCCUCGCCCACUCCGCCUCCAGGCAGCCAGCUCGUUAGUCUGCCGCUCACCGUCCCGCUGUUACGCGGAGCCUCGGCGUCUUUUUUUCCCCCCCAAGCCCUCGCGAGUCCUUCACGGGCCGCGCUUCGUCGGGAUUAAAGUCUUUGCGAACUUAGUUCUCCAGCUGCCCGCGACUGUCCAUGGAGAAAAUGGCCGGACUUCUUCCCAGCAACAUAACUUUCCUGCCGCCGACUCAUGGCGUCCUCAAGUCCCUGCUGGAGAAUCCCCUCAAGCUGCCCUUCCAGCACGACGAAGGCUUUGGCAAAGAGAAGAAGUUGGAGGAUGAGAGCGGCGUGGCCAACCCGCCACAGUCGGCCUUCCUGGGCCCCACCCUGUGGGACAAGACGCUGCCCUACGACGGCGACAACUUCCAGCUGGAGUACAUGGACCUGGAGGAGUUCCUUUCCGAGAACGGCAUUCCCGCCAACACGGCGCAGGGCGAGCAGCGAGCAGUGCCCCAGGCCACGCAGCCGCCCCAGGCCCCGCCUACGCCCUCCGUGGUGGACCUCAGCAGCCGCGCCACCACAUCCUUGCACACGGCCAUGUCGCAGCCCUGCCUCCACAGCCCUGGCGCCACAGCCCGGGACACGCCUAGCCCCAUCGACCCUGAGUCCAUUCAGGUGCCCCUGGCCUACGAGCCAGACCCGGCAGACCUGGCGCUGUCCAGCGUUCCCGGCCAGGCCGUGUUCGAUCCCAGAAAACGCAAGUUCUCCCCUGAGGAGCUGAAACCACAGCCCAUGAUCAAGAAGGCCCGCAAGAUCUUCAUCCCCGAAGACCUGAAGGACGACAAGUACUGGGCGCGGCGCAGAAAGAACAACGUGGCGGCCAAGCGUUCGCGGGACGCUCGGCGGCUGAAGGAGAACCAGAUCGCCAUCAGGGCCAGCUUCCUGGAGAAGGAGAACGCCGCCCUGCGCAUGGAGGUGUCCGACCUGCGGAAGGAGCUGGGCCGCUGCAAGAACAUUGUGGCCAAGUACCAGGCCCAGCACGGGCAGCUGUGAGGCCCCGCCCACUGCCUCGGCAUUCCCGCCCUUUGACCCCUGGCCCCACCUCCCUUUAAAGGACAAAGUGUCUCCUGGUGGCAACAACACACACAAAGUCAUUUUUCACUUUGUUCUCAGCCUCCUGCUAAAAAGCCAUGUGACCCGGGCACUUUUUUUUUAUCUUCUCGCUGCGCUAAGCUCCGCCCCUUCAGCCGCGGUUCACCAGUGAGCAAUAAAGCCGCCGCCCCCGUGCACUAAAGCCUCGCUCACAAUCCCCCCCCCAGCCCCCCGA